Echinops telfairi (small Madagascar hedgehog) is the source of this 1901-nucleotide messenger RNA. It is a transcript of the gene CUNH2orf81, whose product is annotated as chromosome unknown C2orf81 homolog. Bases 20 to 1831 code for a protein of 603 amino acids. The transcript is spliced from 4 exons. The record is from RefSeq and is a predicted model, not a curated record. Lineage: Eukaryota; Metazoa; Chordata; Mammalia; Afrosoricida; Tenrecidae.
CGGAGACACCGAGGCAGCGAUGGCCCACGAAGGCUCGAGGCAAGAGCGGCAGGCCCGAGACCGUGGGGUGACCCGGUCGAAGGCUGAGAAGGCCCGGCCGCCCACCGUGCCUGUGCCUCAGGUGGAUAUCGUGCCUGGGCGGCUGAACGAGGCCGAGUGGAUGGCGCUGGCAGCUAUCGAGGAAGGCGAGGAUGUGGUGGGGGACAUCUUGGCGGACCUGCUGGCCCGAGUCAUGGACUCCGCCUUCAGAGUCUACCUAUCCCAGCAGUGUAUUCCGUUCACCAUCAGUCAGGCCCGCGAGGCCAUGCUGCAGAUCAUUGAAUGGCGCUUUCUGGCCCGGGACGAAGGAGAGUCCGCUGUGGUCAACGAGCCCACGUGGGGCGAGGACGAGGAGCCCUUGGCGUGCACCACAGACGCCUGGGCCCAGGGCUCCGUGCCGGUGCUGCAUGCACCCACCGCGGUAGGGCCCGAGGACAUCCCCCUAGAAGAAGAGGGCACGAGCGUGGACCUCAGCUCUGUGAGGUCGUGGAUCGGUAAAGGGUCGCAGGAGCUGAUGACAUCUUGGGAGCUGCCUCAGUCCCCAGAGCCGGGGGUCAGCCUGGAGCCCCAGCCAUCCAGGGAGCUGUCUCCGGAGGCAGGGCCCGGGACUCCAGUGGAAGACCAGGAGAAGGGCGGCUCCCUCCCAGCGCCAGAGCAAAUGUCGCCCUCCCGCAGUCCCCAGCCUGUCCAAGAGCAGUUCGCAGAGGCCAUCUCCUGGGUCUCCCCGGAGGAGACCGAGAUGGAGACGGGACUGUCCUCCAGCUCCCUGUUCUCGCUGGAGGACCUCCGUUACUGUCUGGCCCAGCCCGACGACGGGGCAGGGGAACGGGCCAAGCCGCAGAAGGAGGGGGCCCAGCUCGCCUCCGACGAGUGGGGGUCCAGCUUCUCCGAGGAGCCCCCAGCCCAGCUCAGCGGCAAAGCAUCAGUCCCACAGCCACCCAAGCCCGGGCACGAGGAAGGGAGUUCGCUUAGCUAUGCUGGCCACCGCCCCGAGCGCGCGGCGUGCCUGGACCCCGGGCGGUUGCCGCGCCCCUGGGUACGCCCCCUGGUACAAGUCCUGCCCCCAGACUCCCAGCUGCGCCCUUUGGAAACUUACCGGGGGCGCCCGCGCAAGCGCCGGCCGCAGGGCGCACAGAGGAAUAGGUCCUUCCCAGCCUGGCGCCCCGUCCCCCUGGCAGCGUUUGGCCCACUCCAGCGGGACAUGUCCUUUCAAGACUUGGACCCUGGCCUUGGCCUCCACUCGCCCACUUCAGAUUCACCCUUACCGCCUUCUGGGUCGAAGCUGCACUUCCUCGCCUCAGGGUUCCCCUUCCGCGCCACACACCCCACACUCUCCACCGUGGCCCAGAGUUCCAGCCCUAAGCUGUGGCCCAGUGCCCAGUGGCCCAGAGGCUGCGAGGGCGAGGCCGAGCUGCUGGGGGAGCUGUGGGCCGGCCGCACCCACGUGCUGCCAAGGGGCUCUGACGCCGCGGACCCAAAGCAGCAGGACUCUGACAGGUGGCCUCAUCCCAAGAUGCUCAAGGCCACCUCCCAGGUGAUGUGGAAACCCGUGAUGCAGCCCGAAGCGCUGACACUGUCCCCUGGGGUGAGCCUGUGGGACCCGAGCACUCAGACGCUGCUCAGGUCCGGGGAACCCCGGCAGUAUUCGGAAGAGCCGUUCUUGCCCACCACGCAGCAACGCCCCAUCCAGCCGUGCCCUCCUCAACCCGAGGUGACUGUGGCCGAGCUCGCGAACACUGCGCCUCGAGUGUGGUCGCUCUCUUCCAAGCAUUUGCCCCAUCCUUGGCCCUGAGCUGCGGGCACUGUGAGCCUGCCUCCCCUCUGCCAACCUGCCAACAAUAAACACCCCGGCUGCUGCUCGA